AUGGACUACAACACAAAUAGAAACAUGGAGAUUGAGGUUAAUGGAGACAAUUAAUAUUCAUAGCAAUUGAUUCCCAUCUUUAUGCCUCAGAAUUCUGAUAAAAUUAAAAUUUAAAUAGCCACAAAUUGGAAAAAUAAGAUUGUGAUAUCUGUUAAGAAGAAUAUUACUAUCAGAGAACUACAAAAAAUCAUAGCUGAGAAGUUCUAUCAAACAUUUUUAGCUUUUUCUGAAUAGGGAGAUGAUCAUCAACACAACAACAAUAAUAACAAUAAUCAUCAUCAUUAAAGUAACCAAAUUCCAUUGAAAGUAGAAGGAAUUAAGUAUUAAGAUUGCACAAUCCCAUUGAAUGAAGUAGUUGAAGAUAUAGUAGAAUAUAAUGCUUUACUUACAUGUAUCAUUUCUCCUUUGAAUAAAAACGAUGACAAAACAUUAAAAAAGCUAAACUAAUUACUUCACAAUCAGUCUCAAUAAGCUCAUACUCUUUCUGCAAACGGAUUACAUCAAAACGGUGCUCAUAAUUAGCAAAACUAAAAGAUCUAAUAAUAGUAGUAAUAGUAAAAUUAGCAACACAAAGCAAAUUAAUAAAUUCACAAUGGAGAAAAUAUUUAAUAAAAUAGCUAAUCACAAUAAUCUUCCUCCAACAAUAAAAAGAAUAAGAAGAAAGAAAAAAAGAAUAAAAACAAGCAAAAGUAAGCUGAAUAAAUUAAUUAACAAGUCUUAUAAGAGUAGUAAAAUUAGCAACUUUAGAAACAAAACUCUUAGCAUCAAUAAUAGCAGUAGUAAUAAUAGUAGUAGUAGUAAUUGGUAAAAGAAAAACCUACUUAAAAAAAGCCUGAGUAGAAGUAAUAAUAGCCUACUAAAGAAAGUCAUCAUCAUGAAAAAAAAUAAGCAUCUAAUUCAUAGUCUUAAGAAACUAAAUAAUCAACAGUAGAACCUAAAUAAUAAAGUUAACAUUAAUAACAAAUGUAGUAACAAUAAGCUCAAUAAAGUCAUCAUCACAGUCAUCACUAGCAAAACGCUUAGAGUAGCUAAAAUGCAUAAAAUUAAGUUUAAUAGUAGUAAUAGUAGUAGUCUUCUAGUGUCAAAGCAUAAAUGCCAGAACCAUAAAAAAAGCAAAAGGUAGAAACAAGCAGUAGCAGCAGUUAAAGCAGUGACGAAGAAAUAGACCUUUAAAAUCUUUUCCCUAGUCCAGCUAAAAAGUCUCCUAUUUAAUCAACCAUCCAAAAAUAAUCAUCUACAGUUUAAGAUUCUCAUUAAAAUAAUAACAAAAAAAGUGAUAAUACUCCUAAAUCAUAAGCCCAAAAAGAAGUUACUCUUAAUAAAUCAGAUUCUGAUUCUGACUCUGAAAGUGACUCAAAUAACACACCAAUUUUCCCAUUUAGCCAAGAUAAAAAGCAAUAAUAAAAUAUUCAAAAGACAGCUCCUAUCACUUAAGUAGAGAAGAAGGAAUCUAACCACUAGCGCAAAUUGAGUUCUAGUAGCAGUAGUAGUAAAAGUAGCGAUGAUAGUGAUUCUAAUAAUGUGUUAGAUAUUUUCUCAGAAAAGUCUAAAGUUUAAAAACCUGCUUAACAAAAAUAACAAAACUAAUCUCCUAAAACACAACCUCAAUAAUCAUCAUAAACCAAUAAGAAAUAGAGCGUAGUAGAAUAGCCUUAAGUAGCUGCAACUAAUAAAAAAAAUGGUAAAAAUAAUUCUAAGCAAAGCAAUAACAACAGUAUUAUCUAAGGAUCUCCAAAGAAUAAUUCGAUUUAAAGUCAAGAAAAUAAAAAAAAUAACAGUUAUGCUGAUGAUGAUAGCAGUUUUGAUUUAUCAUAGUUCUAAGAUCCAAAAGCUGCAAAAAAGCCCCCUCAAAAGAAAAAGAGAACAAUAAGCUUCGAAGCAAACGUAUACGAAGAAGAAACUUCUAUGGACUCCUCUGAUGAUUCAAAUGAAGAAGUAACAAAGAAGAAUAAUAAAAAAUCUGACAAAUUCCUCAGUAAAUUAGCUAAGAAACUUGAUUGA
Molecule: messenger RNA, 2001 nt
Organism: Tetrahymena thermophila SB210
Lineage: Eukaryota; Ciliophora; Oligohymenophorea; Hymenostomatida; Tetrahymenidae
Product: adenylyl cyclase, putative
Exons: 2
Source: RefSeq, a predicted model, not a curated record